CGAUUGCUCGCGCUGAGCUCUCUGCUUCUAUCCGUGCCUCAUCUUAGAAGCGAGAACUGGUCUCUAUUCACCCGCAAGAGCAAUGGCAUCCCAUAUUGUCGGAUAUCCUCGCAUGGGCCCCAAGAGAGAGCUCAAGUUCGCUCUGGAGUCAUUCUGGGAUGGGAAGAGCAGCGCUGAAGAUUUGAAAAAGGUGGCCGCUGAUCUCAGGGCAUCAAUCUGGAAGCAGAUGGCUGAUGCUGGGAUCAAGUACAUCCCCAGCAACACAUUUUCUUUCUAUGAUCAGGUGCUUGAUGCUACUGCCCUACUUGGUGCUGUUCCACCUAGGUAUGGAUGGACUGGUGGGGAGAUUGGAUUCGAUACCUACUUUUCCAUGGCCAGAGGGAAUGCCUCAGUACCUGCAAUGGAGAUGACCAAAUGGUUCGACACCAACUAUCACUUUAUUGUACCCGAAUUGGGACCUGAUGUCAACUUCUCUUACGCUUCUCACAAAGCUGUGGACGAGUACAAGGAAGCCAAGGCUCUUGGAGUAGAUACUGUUCCGGUCCUGAUUGGUCCUGUCUCGUACUUGCUGCUCUCCAAACCUGCUAAGGGUGUUGAGAAAAGCUUUUCUCUCCUCUCUCUCCUCCCAAAAAUCCUGGCUAUUUACAAGGAAGUUAUAGCUGAUCUUAAGGCAGCUGGUGCUUCAUGGAUCCAGUUUGAUGAACCAACUCUCGUUUUAGACCUUGACUCUCACAAGCUCCAAGCAUUUACUGAAGCAUACUCCGAACUUGAAUCUUCUUUAUCUGGAUUGAAUGUCCUUAUUGAGACCUACUUUGCUGAUAUUCCUGCUGAUGCUUACAAGACCCUCACUUCUCUCAAGGGUGUCACAGCAUAUGGAUUUGAUCUCGUCCGCGGAACUCAGACCCUUAAUUUGAUCAAGGGUGGCUUUCCCAGCGGAAAGCACCUCUUUGCUGGAGUGGUCGAUGGAAGGAACAUCUGGGCUAAUGAUCUUGCUGCAUCCCUAAGUUUGCUACAGGAUCUUGUGGGCGUUGUUGGCAAAGACAAACUUGUUGUCUCCACCUCCUGCUCGCUUCUUCACACUGCUGUUGAUCUUGUAAAUGAGACCAAGCUUGAUGAUGAAAUCAAGUCAUGGCUUGCUUUUGCUGCCCAGAAAAUUAUUGAAGUCAAUGCAUUGGCCAAGGCGUUGUCUGGUGCAAAAGAUGAGGCCUUCUUCUCUGCUAAUGCGGCAGCUUUGGCUUCAAGGAAGUCCUCUCCAAGAGUGACCAAUGCGGCUGUUCAGAAUGCUGUUGCUGCAUUGAAGGGUUCUGACCACCGCCGUGCCACUAAUGUCAGUGCCAGACUGGAUGCUCAACAAAAGAAGCUUAACCUCCCAAUCCUCCCAACCACUACCAUUGGAUCCUUCCCUCAGACCGUAGAGCUGAGGAGGGUACGCCGUGAGUUCAAAGCCAACAAGAUCUCCGAGGAAGAGUAUGUUAAUUUCAUUAGAGAAGAAAUCCGCAAAGUUGUUGAACUCCAAGAAGAGCUUGACAUCGAUGUCCUGGUACAUGGGGAACCAGAGAGAAACGAUAUGGUUGAGUACUUUGGUGAGCAGUUGUCCGGCAUUGCCUUCACUGUUAAUGGAUGGGUGCAAUCUUAUGGAUCUCGUUGCGUGAAGCCACCAAUCAUCUAUGGUGAUGUGAGCCGCCCAAAAGCCAUGACUGUGUUCUGGUCAUCUAUGGCUCAGAGCAUGACCAAGCGCCCCAUGAAGGGAAUGCUUACCGGUCCGGUCACCAUUCUGAACUGGUCCUUUGUUAGAGUCGACCAGCCUAGAUCCGAGACUACCUAUCAGAUUGCCUUGGCUAUAAAGGAGGAAGUAGAAGAUCUUGAGAAGGCCGGCAUCAACGUGAUCCAAAUUGACGAGGCUGCUUUGAGGGAGGGAUUGCCGCUGAGGAAGUCAGAGCAAGCUCACUACUUGGACUGGGCUGUCCACGCCUUCAGGAUCACCAACGUUGGUGUGAAGGACACCACACAGAUCCACACCCACAUGUGCUAUUCCAACUUCAACGACAUCAUCCACUCAAUCAUUGACAUGGAUGCUGAUGUGAUCACCAUUGAGAACUCUCGUUCCGAUGAAAAGCUUCUCUCAGUGUUCCGCGAAGGAGUGAAGUACGGUGCCGGAAUCGGCCCCGGUGUGUAUGACAUUCACUCUCCCAGGAUCCCACCAACAGAGGAAAUUGCUGAUAGGAUCAACAAGAUGCUGGCAGUGCUGGAGAAGAACAUCUUGUGGGUCAACCCUGACUGUGGUCUCAAGACUCGCAAGUACGCUGAGGUGAAGCCAGCCCUCACCAACAUGGUUGCUGCCGCCAAACUCAUCCGCAAUGAGCUCGCCUCUGCCAAGUGAAUGGUAUAAGAGAGUCGAACCUCCCUACGUGCACCGGUUCUUCUUUGCUUAAAGAAAAAGAAAAAGGGGAAAAAGGGGGAAAUUUGUCUUCUUUUUUUUUUUUUUAAUACCAGCGGAAAUUUAUGUGUUGUUGUUGCAAUAACUGUGUGAUCUUAGUUAGCGUUUCCCGGGGUUCUUUUGUUCUCUAAAUAUUUGUAUUUUUGUGGCCGGGCCAGUGGCCCCGAUUCUUAUUGAAUCACAAUUUACCAGUUUUGUGGUAAUAACCACCCAAA
Molecule: messenger RNA, 2652 nt
Organism: Neltuma alba
Lineage: Eukaryota; Viridiplantae; Streptophyta; Magnoliopsida; Fabales; Fabaceae
Product: 5-methyltetrahydropteroyltriglutamate--homocysteine methyltransferase
Exons: 12
Coding region: 83-2380 (765 amino acids)
Molecular function (GO): zinc ion binding; 5-methyltetrahydropteroyltriglutamate-homocysteine S-methyltransferase activity
Source: RefSeq, a predicted model, not a curated record